GUCGUGCUGGUUAAUUUCAACUGUCAGGGGAAGGUCACACCUCAGUGAACAAACUAAAUAAAUAUUAUCCUUUCCCAAAUAUGUGUAGGGAGGAAGGUUUAAGCAACUGAACACCAUCUCACUCACUAAAACAAUCCUGCGGAUUGCUAUGCAAAAUAGUCCCAGCGCAAUAACGAUUUGAUUUGCUUUGGUUUGGUUAAUCGGGCAAACAAUCGACGUUUUCCAACACCUGCACUCCGCAGUUUUCCAAUCCCCCGUAAAAUAAACAAAUAAUAUCAAAUUAUUGCCACAACAAUGAAUAAGCUGAAGUCCAACCAGCACCGCGAGAAGGUGAAGAAGUUCAUAUCGCUGACACAAACGGGCGAACAGACGGCCAUCUUCUGUCUGCAACAGAACGACUGGAAACUUGACCUGGCCAGCGACAACUACUUCCAGAAUCCGGAAUACUACUACCGGGAACUGGACCGCAAGCGCAUCGAGCAGCUGUUCGUGCGCUAUCGCGAUCCCAGCGAUCCCCUGAAGAUCGGCUCACAGGGGGUCAUCCACUUUCUGGAGGAUCUGGACCUCAAGCCGGACUCCAAACUGGUGCUGAUCAUCGCGUGGAAGUUCCACGCCGAGGUGCAGUGUGAGUUCUCGCGGGAUGAGUUCAUCAACGGGAUGUGCGACCUGGGAAUCGACAGCAUCGACAAGCUGAAGGCCAAGCUUCCCAUCCUCGAGCAAGAGCUGAACGACGCCGGGAAGUUCAAGGACUUCUACCACUUCACCUUCAACUACGCCAAGGAUCCGGGGCAGAAGGGCAUCGAUCUGGAAAUGGCCAUCGCCUACUGGUGCAUCGUUCUCAGUGGGCGCUUCAAGUUCUUGGACAUCUGGUGCCAGUUCCUCGAGGAGAAGCACAAGCGGGCCAUCUCUCGGGACACCUGGAACUUGCUGCUGGACUUUGCCACCAACAUCGACGAUCGGAUGAGCAACUACGAUUCGGAGGGCGCCUGGCCGGUGCUCAUCGACGACUUCGUGGAGUGGUGCCAGGAGAACGACCACCUCAAGGAGGACUCGUCGCCGGGGUCCGGCUUCCAGCCGCAGUCCAACGCAAGCUCCAGCUCCCAGAAGAACAUAUCCAGCGCCUACCAGACCUCGCACAGUACAAACAUGAACUAUGGCUAACGAAUUGUUACACUGUAUUGUAUUCUCAUUAAUGAUAGAUUUGCUUUUAUUCUGAUUAUUCUAAAUAACGGAGAUUCUAAGCAAGGUCGGUAAAUUUACAUUUUCUCUAUAAAAGCGUCGUAAUAAAUAAAUAAAGUUAGUAAAUGUACUUAUA
Messenger RNA from Drosophila biarmipes, 1315 nucleotides. RefSeq names its product DCN1-like protein (gene SCCRO). Gene Ontology annotation, biological process: protein neddylation; positive regulation of ubiquitin-protein transferase activity. The coding region runs from base 295 to 1161 and encodes 288 amino acids. Gene Ontology annotation, molecular function: cullin family protein binding; ubiquitin conjugating enzyme binding; ubiquitin-like protein binding. NCBI's taxonomy places the organism in Eukaryota, Metazoa, Arthropoda, Insecta, Diptera, Drosophilidae. The transcript has 2 exons. The record is from RefSeq and is a predicted model, not a curated record. Gene Ontology annotation, cellular component: ubiquitin ligase complex.